AUCGAGGACUAGGUGACCAAGAUGGACCCGGGCUUUAGAGGAAUUAACGUGAGUAGGAUUGCAAGUCAAUUUCAGCCCUGUACGUAUUCCAUGUCUAGAUCAAUUUCUUCCCCAUGAUUACGUUAGGUCUGGGGGCCUUCUUCGUGAGCGCAAGUAUUUCCUCCUCAGCUUGUGGAACCUCAGAAGCGGUGAUUAUUAUCAAGCAAUGUGAGGCCCGUGAUCAGUGAUCGUGUCAAAUAUGUAUAUAAGUCUCUAGUGAGUCGUCCUUUCUCCUCAAGAGUCACUCUUCAGCGAGAGAGUAGAAGUAUCAAUCUACAAUAUGAAGCCUCAAACUUUCCUCCCCCUCUUUUCCGCCCUCUUCUCCCUCUCUAGCCUCGCUGUGGCACUUCCUCCUCCUCACAAAACAACAACCAAUUCCUCAAUCCCACAAACCAUCUACGAAUUCGGCAACGAUACGUGGGUCGAAAACCUCGCCGUCCGCCACAACGGCAAAGUCCUCACAACAAUCCUCUCUCCGCUCCCCCAAGUCUGGCAAAUCGACCCCUUCACUCGCACUGGCGAGCUCAUCUACCAAUUCCCAGACGUGACUGGCGUCGCCGGAAUCACAGAAGUGGAACCUGACAUCUUCGCUGUUGCUGUGGGAAAUUUCUCGCUUGAGACGUUCAAGGGAACCCUAGGGAGUUACAGCAUUUGGAGCGUUGAUUUCUCGAAGAAGGAGGUCGAGGUUAAGAAAGUGACGGAUAUGCCAGACGCGCAGUUCUUGAACGGGAUGACGACUCUUCCCACGCAGGAGCAUACGGUGUUGAUUGCUGAUUCGUUUCUUGGGGUUAUGUAUCACCUGGAUGUAGUGACGGGUGCAUACAGCGUUGCGAUCGAUAAUCCGGAUUUUAAGUUUAAUGCUAGCGAUUCUAUACAGCUUGGUAUCAACGGUAUCCAUUAUCGAGAUGGCUUCGUGUAUUUCACCAACACAUUCCUCACACCCCUCAUAGCCCGGAUCCCCGUCCACGCGAACGGCUCAGCAUCAGGUCCUGUCAAACCUAUCUCCAGCAAUUUCACCACACCAGACGAUUUUGCACUCGAUAGACAUGGCAACGCGUGGAUAGCGACUGAUCCGAGCAACAGCCUGGUCAAAGUGACGCUUGAUGGCGAGGCUACGGUCGUCGUUGGAGGUGCUGACGAGACGGUUUUGUUGGGAGGGACUUCGGCUGCUUUUGGGAGGACGGUGGAGGAUUGGGAGGUUUUGUAUGUUACUUCGAAUGGGGGGUUGGGGAAUCCGCCUGCGAGUGGGGUGCAGCCGGGGAGGUUGUAUGCUGUUGAUACGUCGAAGGUGUGAGGUAGUCGCUGAGAGGAGGUCUGGACUGUUCAUGGAAUGACUGUUGCUAUCCGGAACGGAGUAUAUGGGGCACGAGGAGAGUUUCGAUCAUAUUCAAAUCAAAUGUGUAUACUUCACAGACGAUCAAAAUGGGAGAGCUAGAGGCAAAGUGAAAUAAUGUAGACCAAACAAAUGAGACAUGUUUAGCUCC
Mollisia scopiformis is the source of this 1523-nucleotide messenger RNA. RefSeq lists its product as uncharacterized. The annotation marks the transcript as partial. NCBI's taxonomy places the organism in Eukaryota, Fungi, Ascomycota, Leotiomycetes, Helotiales, Mollisiaceae. The record is from RefSeq and is a predicted model, not a curated record. The transcript has 2 exons.